UUACAACCCCUUAUCUGAAAACAUUUUGGCCUGAUGUUUCAAAAUUAGAACUUUUAUUAGAAAGAUGUAUCUGCUAUAUAUUAUGCAACACUCGAGCAAGUCUGGAGCUGCACUGUAAUGAAACACGCCAGUAUUUCUGUAGAAGACAUGAAACACCAAGCCUUGGUUCCCGUUCAGGCCAGAUUUUACUCAUAAAGCUGUUAGGUAAGACAGAUGAAGGAUUGGGACUUGUAAUGACACGUUAAUCUGGAAUCCAGUUCCUGAUAUUUGAUAUCUAGUUUAUAAGCACUGCAAACUUGGCCUUUUCAUCCUCAGAAAUCAAAGUGUUACUUAAAACGAAAUACAAAUAGUUUAUUUCAAGAGGUAUAUGUAAAAUGGGUUAUCCUGUGAAACUAAGUUAAUUACAUCAUGAUCUUCUAUAAGGUGUCCAACUCCGCUGUGGUUAAAAACCCUAUUUCUUGGCGGGACAAUAAAAGACGCCAGAUCAAUCACAAGCUUGCAGCGCGAGCAUCCCUGAGGGCUUCAAGGACUCCUGUAGAAGGAGAGGGAGGCCGGGGAUGGUGCAGAGUCCUGCAGCAUAUCUAUCGGGGGCUAACUUCAGCCUUAAUGGAUGAAGCGACAGAAGAGUUCAAGUAGGGAUCUGUACGGCGACUGUUUUCUUGCCAGGGCACUCGGUGAACGCUAAGAUUCUUUUUUAUGGCGCUGGUAUAAAUUUUUGCUUGGAGACUGAAAAAAGCGUCGCACGGGGAAGGGUAGCAGCGACUGGUAAACCACAAGUGGAGCCAUAAGUGGAAGGGAAACUGCGCAGACAUCUGCACGAGUUGGGUGAAAAUGGGUCUGAGCCAUCCGUUCCCGCAAGCGACCCGGAUGAUUAGGUACGCCAGGCCCGGAGACCUUGCGCAGUCCCGGGCCAGAACUUUUGUGCUCCACCCGCAGCAAGCUGCUAACUGCUACCCGCCAAAGUGCGGACCGUUCAUCGGGCGUCAGGCAAGCCUCUCCCAGGCCGGCAGCCUCCCGGGGGAGGGGCGGUCGGGUCUCCCUAGAGCGCAGGCCCGGCCCAGACUUCCAGAACGCGCCCUCGCAGCUUUCCACCAAUCCCCGUUCCCCAGUGGCCACGGGGCGGGACCCUCGCGGCCUUACGUCUAAUUCCCUCUCUUCCGCGGCCUGCGGUGGGCGGGCGCCGCAGCUGUGGGUUGCGGGGCAUUAGGCGAAGGACCCGCAGGCCCUCCGGACAGCGCUGCCUCCCUCCCCGAACCCUUCUGGCGCGGGGCAAAGUUAAGUCGUGCAGAACGGAGUUAAAGAGACCAGAACGGCGGAGGUGCCGGACUCGGCGGAGGUGUCGUGUCGCCUGGCAUCUGGUCUGCCGGGGUCGGAGAGGUACCCCCGAGCGUGUUUCUCCCUUCCACCGUCAUCAGCCUAGUCCAAACCCCUGUGACCUCAAACCAGAAUUGUUGCAAUAGGCUCCUGGCAGAACUAAACAAUUCAUCGUGUGUACUGAUUUCCUAGUGUGAUUCAAUCAUGGAAAAUCAAUUGUCUAAAUCAAAUGAAGAACGAACAUUCCAGUACCAGGAUUCACUUCCAUCACUGCCUGUUCCUUCACUUGAAGAAUCAUUAAAAAAAUACCUUGAGUCAGUAAAGCCAUUUGCAAAUGAAGAAGAAUACAAGAAAACUGAAGAAAUUGCCCAAAAAUUUCAAAGUGGUAUUGGAAAAACAUUGCACCAGAAAUUACUUGAAAGAGCAAAAGGAAAAAGAAAUUGGCUGGAGGAGUGGUGGCUGAAUGUUGCCUACCUGGAUGUUCGUAUACCAUCACAAUUGAAUGUGAACUUUGCGGGUCCUGCAUCGCAUUUUGAACACUACUGGCCUCCAAAAGAAGGCACUCAGUUGGAAAGAGGAAGUAUAAGUCUUUGGCAUAAUUUGAACUACUGGCAGCUGUUAAGAAGAGAAAAAGUGCCUGUUCAUAAAGUUGGAAACACUCCUCUAGAUAUGAAUCAAUUCCGAAUGCUAUUUUCCACUUGCAAGGUUCCAGGAAUCACUAGGGAUUCAGUUAUGAGUUAUUUUAGGACUGAGAGUGAGGGGCAUUCCCCAAGUCACGUGGCAGUGCUGUGUCGAGGCCGAGUUUUUGUCUUUGAUGUAUUACACGAAGGAUGUUUGAUCACCCCACCAGAGAUUCUCAGGCAAUUGACAUACAUCCACAGGAAGUGCCAUAGUGAACCUGAUGGGCCUGGGGUACCAGCAUUAACUAGUGAGGAGCGAACUCAAUGGGCUAAGGCACGAGAAUAUUUGAUUAGUCUUGACUCAGAGAACUUGACUAUGUUAGAAAAAAUUCAGAGCAGUUUACUGGUAUAUUCCUUAGAGGAUGGCAGUCCACAUGUAACACCAGAAGAUUAUUCUCAGGUAACUGUAAUGGUCCUUACUGGAGAUCCAACAGUACGCUGGGGUGACAAAUCCUAUAACUUGAUUUGCUUUUCUAAUGGAGUAUUUGGCUGUAAUUGUGAUCAUGCUCCUUAUGAUGCAAUGGUUAUGGUGAAUGUCAGCUAUUAUGUUGAUGAGAAGGUUUUUGAGAAUGAAGGAAGAUGGAAGGGUUCAGAAAAAGUACGGGAUAUACCACUUCCAGAGGAGCUUGUUUUCACUGUGGAUGAGAAAAUAUUGAAUGACAUCAGCCAAGCUAAAGCACAGUAUCUCAAGCAGGCAUCUGAUCUGCAAAUUGUAGCAUAUGCCUUUACAUCUUUUGGCAAAAAGCUAACCAAGAAGUUGAUGCUUCACCCUGAUACCUUUAUUCAGCUUGCACUUCAGCUGGCCUAUUACAGACUUCACGGACGCCCUGGUUGCUGCUAUGAAACAGCUAUGACAAGAUAUUUUUAUCAUGGCCGUACAGAGACUAUGCGAUCAUGUACAGUAGAGGCAACCAGAUGGUGCCAGUCCAUGCAGGAUCCUCGUAACAGCCAUCUUGAGCAGCAGCAAAAGAUGUUACAAGCUUUUGCAAAACAUGAUAAAAUGAUGAAAGAUUGUUCAACUGGCAAAGGAUUUGACCGUCAUCUUUUAGGUCUUUUACUCAUAGCAAAAGAGGAAGGUCUCCCUGUUCCCGAGCUCUUUACAGACCCACUUUUCUCCAAAAGUGGAGGAGGUGGAAACUUUGUUCUCUCCACAAGUCUGGUUGGCUAUUCAAGAAUCCAGGGUGCGGUGGUCCCCAUGGUGCACAAUGGCUAUGGGUUUUUCUACCAUAUCCGAGAUGACAGGUUUGUUGUGGCCUGUACAGCCUGGAAAUCAUGUCCAGACACUGAUGCAGAAAAGCUAGUUCAGCUGAUUUUUAGUGCUUUCCAUGAUAUGAUGCAACUGAUGAACACUGCUCAUCUUUAGAGACUAAACUUGUUAUUAAGCACUUACCAAAAUAUGUCAUUAAGGUGGGUGCUGGGAGUGGGUUGGUGAUUUGAGAUAGGAGGGAAUGUUGACUUGAAGGAAACUUGGUAAGUGUAGAAAUGAGUACAAUCAUGCUUUCUAAAUUUACUCUGACAGAGGUAGAGAUAUUAUUUUUAAGUUUCCUCUGAUGCAGCAGCAAUGCAAAUUAUGAUAUAGUGAAUAUCGGUCAAACUAUGCAAAGUUUAAGAUAAGCCUCAACAAUGCAAAUCUACAAAUUGUAACAAUGCAAAUCUUACUCUUUUAUAUAUUUUUGUUGGUCCCUGAAUAGGUUAUAAAUCCUGCCUUUGAACAUCAUUGUAGAAUUUGUCUUUCAAGCACUUUAAGCUUUCCUAGUUGCCAAAGGAUAUGAAAUAUAUGAUUAGACGGUAAUUUUCCUAAAAUCAAAGACUUCCACACUCACUACAAGCAUAUAAGCCUAUAUGUUUGAUGGGAAAGACCACUACAACUGAAUGAUUUUUUUUUAAUAGAGGGUCUCUGCUGAAUAGUAGAAUAAAGUUGUGGAAGGGAGGUUUACACCUUCUGACACACAAAACCCUAACAAAAUUUAUUAUAGCAUAAUUAGUUUUGUGAAUAAAAAGUUAAAGUACUUAUAUUUCAAAUUAGUUGUGAGAGUUAGUGACUUUAAAAGGAUUAAAUGUUGAAUGAAAUUCUCAGGAUUUUACAGCUUGGUUUUCUUUCCACUGUUAAAUUUUAUACUUUCUACUCCCAGAAAAUAAAACUCUCAAAAUGCUA
Manis javanica (Malayan pangolin) is the source of this 4149-nucleotide messenger RNA. It is a transcript of the gene CROT, whose product is annotated as carnitine O-octanoyltransferase. Gene Ontology annotation, molecular function: carnitine O-octanoyltransferase activity. The record is from RefSeq and is a predicted model, not a curated record. Lineage: Eukaryota; Metazoa; Chordata; Mammalia; Pholidota; Manidae. Gene Ontology annotation, cellular component: peroxisome.